AUGCCCAAAUUGUCUACCAGUUCUCUCUGGAAUUCUUACACCAGUUCUGUUCCCACAAUGUGCCAUCAAAAUCACCCAAUCAUGAUCUUCAAGCCAAAGGAGAGGGAAACCGACUUUUAUCAAGAUGAUAUUGUUUAUAAAAGAAGAACACAGAGAAGUGCCAUGAGCUGUAGUGGAAAUUGUUACUGGCCCAGAUCAGAAGAUGGCCUGGUCAAGAUCCCAGUUAAUAUCUCUCCUGAGUUUUCCUUAGAGCACAAAGAUGUGAUAAUUAAAGCAAUGGAAGAAUUUGUAACCCUGACAUGCAUUCGGUUUAUCAAACACACAGUAGAAUAUGACUACAUAAACAUUGUCCCUGGAGACAGAUGCUGGUCCUACUUUGGAAAGAUUGGAGGCAGACAGCACCUCAAUUUGCUGAAAAAUGGCUGCAUGUAUAAAGGAUUGAUUCAGCAUGAGCUCAACCACGCACUAGGUUUUCUACAUGAACAAACCCGCAGCGACCGAGAUAAUUAUGUUAAAAUUAACUUGGAAUAUGUUGCCAAAGGUAGAACAGGGGAAUUUUGAAAAAGGAACACCACCAAUCUGGGUCUUCCAUAUGACUAUGAUUCAGUUAUGCAUUAUGGCGCGUAUGAUUUUUCUAAUACUGCUGGAAAACCAACCAUUAUCCCCAUUCCUAAUGGAUCUGUACCAAUUGGUCAAAGAGUAGGGCUGAGCAACUUAGAUGUGAAAAUCAAUAAGCUCUACAGCUGCAAUGAUUGUAGCACUGUGCUACGUAAUCCAGAUGGUCAUUUCAGCUCUUAUAAUUACCCCCAUUCAUAUCCCAGAAACAUCACCUGCUUGUGGCUUAUCCAAACUCUACAAGGAAAGGUCUUCCUGAGUUUUCACAUUCUCGAUCUCCAGAGUUCUCCAAACUGUUCCUCUGAUUACAUCCGAAUUUAUGAUGGGAGCAGUAGAAAAGAUCAGAUUCUUAUUGACAAGUGUUGCGGGGCAGGGCAAUUACCUGCUGUGGUUGCUUCUGGGAACACUAUGCUUAUAGAAUUUGUAAGUGAUGAAGAUGAGACUGCAACAGGGUUUAUGGCCUCCUACACACAUGUAAAGUGUGGAGGAACGUUCACUAAUACUUCAGGAGCCAUUACUACUCCAAACUUUCCUAAAAAAUACCCUCCAAAUCAAGCUUGCCUAUGGAUUAUCAGUGCCCCUCCAGGAAACAAGAUAUCUUUGACCAUGACCUCUUUUGAACUGGAAGACAUUGAUGGCUGCAGAUAUGACAGACUUGUGCUUUAUGAUGGCAGUCAAAGCAGUUCUUCACUUAUUGGCACUUUCUGUGGAAAAAUGGAAGUUCCUCCUUUUACUUCUACUGGAAACUUUCUUCGUCUAGAGUUUUACACUGACUUUGCUUUUCAGCUUUCUGGAUUCAAGAUGGACUAUUCAAUUAAAUAGAACGUCUAGGA
Thamnophis elegans (Western terrestrial garter snake) is the source of this 1448-nucleotide messenger RNA. RefSeq names its product astacin-like metalloendopeptidase. Lineage: Eukaryota; Metazoa; Chordata; Lepidosauria; Squamata; Natricidae. Gene Ontology annotation, molecular function: zinc ion binding; metalloendopeptidase activity. The record is from RefSeq and is a predicted model, not a curated record. Gene Ontology annotation, biological process: proteolysis.